AUGACGGACCCUAAUCUGAACACGCUCCUCAAGUGGGGCGUCGAAAACUCCAAUGUCUCCCAAGGCGCAGAGCCACCCAAGACAACGUUGACCCCAGAUGCUCUCGCAGCUCUGUUUGGCAAUCAGAAGUCGGACGCGCAGAUGAUGAAGGACAACAUGGAGGUCAUCAAGAGAGACGAAUGUGAUAUAGAGGAUCGUAUUGUCGCAUUCGACAACUUCGAGCAGCUCAUCGAGAACCUCGACAACGCAAACAACCUCGAAGCGCUAAACCUUUGGAUCCCUUUGAUCGAACAACUGGACAACAAGGAGGCCGAGCUGAGGAGGUUUGCCGCAUGGUGCAUCGGCACAGCGGUGCAGAACAACAUCAAAACCCAGGAGAAACUCUUGGUGCUCGGUGCCAUCCCCACUCUAGUACGAAUAGCCACGGGGAACGACGAGAUGAAAGUCAAGAAGAAGGCCAUUACAGCGCUCUCAUCGUCCGUCAGGAACUUUCAGCCCGCCCUUGACGAGGCUGUAUCCCACGUACCCGCCGACUUCAAGCCUUCAGGCCCGCUCGAUGCGAGCGAUAUGGAAUCGGUGGACAUUUUGAUCAACAAGCUCCGCGAGAGCUUGUAG
This is a messenger RNA of Didymella exigua CBS 183.55, 615 nucleotides long. Its product is annotated as Hsp70 nucleotide exchange factor fes1. The transcript has 2 exons. The record is from RefSeq and is a predicted model, not a curated record. The coding region runs from base 1 to 615 and encodes 204 amino acids. Lineage: Eukaryota; Fungi; Ascomycota; Dothideomycetes; Pleosporales; Didymellaceae.